UUCAAAUGACAAACUCAAAGCAUCCAUUGCUCCUUCUUUGAUCCGUGGGACUUCCUACGCUCUUUUGGACUGUUUUAAAAACAUGGGAUUUGAGUUGGAUCGUUUUAAAGGGGCUGUGGACCCAGACUUCAAAUGCAACUUGUGUAAUAAAGUUUUGGAGGAUCCGCUCACAACCCCGUGUGGUCACGUCUUUUGCGCUGGCUGUGUGCUGCCGUGGGUUGUUCAACAAAGCAGCUGCCCUGUCAAAUGCCAAAGGAUCUCCACUAAAGAGCUCAACCACGUCCUUCCUCUGAAAAACCUGAUCUUGAAGUUGGACAUAAAGUGUGACAAUCAUGCCAGGGGCUGUGAGAAAGUGGUGAAGCUGCAGCAUCUGGCGGAGCACGCCGAGAUGUGUGACUACUCUCCGGCUAAAUGCAGGAACAAGGGAUGCAACGAGGUGCUGAACCUGAAAGACAUGGAUGCCCAUAUGCGCGAAACAUGUGAUUACAGAGCCGUUGGGAUAUGUGAAAAUGGAUGUGGUUUGAUGCUCACCCACAGAGAGCAAAAACUGAACAACCAUUGCUGCCUGAAAGCCCUGAAAGCGCAUAAUAGCGCGUUGCAAGGGAAAGUGGUCAGCCUCGACAAGGAGUUUAAAAAGCAGUCUCUGAAGUCGAGUAAACGGGAAAAGUCCCUUCUCGCUCAGCUCUCUGCUGUUCACAACGAGCUCCAAAUGACAGCGCUGAAAUACCAAAAGAAAUUCACUGAGUACAGUGCAAGGAUUGACUCGCUCAGCAAGACCUUGGCUCCACCAUGCAAGGGUGGAGAAUCCAAAAGUGUCACAGUAGUCCUCCGUCGGGAGGCUGGAUCGUUGGGCUUCAACAUCGUAGGAGGACGGCCAUGUGUGGAAAACGAGGCUGGGACUUCAAAUGAAGGCAUCUUUGUGUCGAAGAUCGUGGAGAAUGGACCAGCCGACAAAGAGGGAGGACUGCAGAUCCACGACCGCAUUAUGGAGGUGAACGGUAAGGACCUGUCCAAGGUCACGCACGAGCAGGCGGUGGAGGCCUUCCGGAACGCCAAGGAGCCCAUCAUGGUGCAGGUGCUGCGGCGGGCGCCUCGGCCCAAGCCGGCCGGCCCCGCGGGGGACAUGCAGGUGGUGGACAUGGCCACGCAGACGGAGAUCACCUUCCAGCACAUCAUGGCCCUCAGCAAGCUGCCCACCGCCCCCAGCCCGCCGCCCGUCACCGUGCUCGAGCAGUACCUGCUGCCAGAGGAACACUCUCCUGCACAUGAGUACUUUGACCCAGCGGACUUCCUGGAGGGCAUGCAGCAAGAGAUCGAGCGUGAGGAGCUGGAGUACGAGGAAGUGGAUUUGUACCGGUCGAACAUUCAGGAUAAGCUGGGUCUCACCGUGUGCUACAGAACCGACGACGAGGACGAGACCGGGAUCUACGUCAGUGACAUUGAUCCAAACAGCAUAGCAGCAAAAGAUGGAAGAAUCCGAGAAGGUGACAGGAUCAUCCAGAUCAACGGCAUCGAGAUCCAGAAUCGCGAGGACGCCGUGGCCCUGCUCACCAGCGAGGAGAACAAGAACGUCUGUCUGCUCGUGGCUCGACCCGAGAUCCAGCUGGAUGAGGGCUGGAUGGACGACGACCGAAACGACUUCCUGGAUGACCUGCACAUGGACAUGCUGGAGCAGCAGCACCACCAGGCCAUGCAGUUCACUGCCAGCAUGCUGCAGCAGAAGAAGCACGAGGAGGACGGCGGCACCACGGACACGGCCACCCUGCUGUCGCAGCGGCACGAGAAGGACAGCGGCGUGGGCCGCACGGACGAGAGCACGCGCAACGACGAGAGCUCGGAGCAGGAGAACCUGGGCGACGAGCACGCGCCGUGCGGGCCCUUCUCCUCGGCCGCCACCACGCUGGGCAGCGGGCACCGCCGGCGGCCCGCCUACAGCCAGGACACGCUGGGCAGCGGCGACCUGCCCUUCAGCAGCGAGUCGCUCAUCAGCGAGUCCGACUUCCUGGGCAUCCCGGCGGACGAGUGCGAGCGCUUCCGCGAGCUGCUGGAGCUCAAGUGCCAGGUGCGGAGUGCAGCUGGAGGAGGGGGCAGCAGUGCCCUCUACUGCUCGGGCAUGGCGGCGGCAGCAGCAGCGGCGGCGGCAGCAGCGGGCAGCGGCGUCGGAGGAGGAGGCGAGGAGGGGGUGGACAAGGAGCUGGAGCUGCUGAACGAGGAGCUGCGCACCAUCGAGCUGGAGUGCCUGAGCAUCGUGCGCGCGCACAAGAUGCAGCAGCUGCGCGAGCAGUACCGCAGCGAGUCCUGGAUGCUGCACAACAGCGGCUUCCGCAACUACAACACCAGCGUGGACGCGCCGCGCCGCCACGAGCUCACCGACAUCACCGAGCUGCCCGAGAAGUCGGACAAGGACAGCUCCAGCGCCUACAACACGGGCGAGAGCUGCCGCAGCACGCCGCUCACGCUGGAGCUGUCGCCGGACAACUCGCUGCGCCGCGCCAGCGACGCAGGGCCGCCCGAGGGGGGGGUGACCGGCAGCGCCCCCCCGGGGAAGGCCCUCAAGCCCCUGCUGUCGCCCGUCCAGGAGGCCUGCGCCGGAGGAGGGGGAGGGGGAGGAGGGGGAGGGUCCGGCGGGCGCGGCCGAGCCACGUCCUCGUCGUCCUCGUCCUCGUCCAAGGACCCGGAGAGCGCCGCCGCCGCGCAGGCCGAGGGUCAGCGCAAGGCGGACGCAGCAGCGGCAGCAGCGGUCGCCGCUAACGCCGGGGGCAAGUCGGGCCGAGGGUCGUCGUCGUCGCUCCUGCAGGGCCACUCGCCCUACAAGCACGCGCACAUCCCCGCGCACGCCCAGCACUACCAGAGCUACAUGCAGCUGAUCCAGCAGAAGUCGGCGGUGGAGUACGCCCAGAGCCAGAUGAGCCUGGUCAGCAUGUGCCGCGACCCGCUGUCCCCCACCUCGUCCCGGGCCGGCGGACCGGGCGGCCCCGGCGGCGGCGACGGCGACGGCUCGGAGCUCGGCCCCAAGAUGGAGUGGAAGGUGAAGAUCCGCAGCGACGGCACGCGCUACAUCACCAAGCGGCCGGUGCGCGACCGGCUGCUGAAGGAGCGCGCGCUGCGCAUCCGCGAGGAGCGCAGCGGCAUGACCACGGACGACGACGCCGCCAGCGAGCUCAAGAUGGGCCGCUACUGGAGCAAGGAGGAGCGCAAGCAGCACGCCGUGCGCGCCCGCGAGCACCGCCAGCGCCGCGAGUUCAUGAAGCAGAGCCGCAUGGACUGCCUGAGGGACGGGCAGGGCGGCGGAGGGGGAGGGGGAGGAGGGGGAGGGGACGGCAGCCCGGGUACCGGGUCCGGCUCGGGGCCGGACGAGCCGCACAAGGAGCUCAACAUCAUCGAACUGAGCCACAAGAAGAUGAUGAAGAAGCGCAACAAGAAGAUCUUCGACAACUGGAUGACCAUCCAGGAGCUGCUGACGCACGGCACGCGCUCGCCCGACGGCGCCCGCGUCUACAACUCCCUGCUCUCCGUCACCACCGUCUAGAUCCCGGGGAAGCCGAGCGGAGCGGAGCGGUCUCUCCGCAACGGUCCCCCACCGAGCUGUACAUAAGACACUACCGAUUGGGGUAGAGAUUCCUGCCUCGUUCAAUGUGGCAACAUUUGUAAAUAUGAUACUAAAGAGAGGGAGAGAGAGGGCAAGACAGGGAGGGAGAGAGAGAGAGAGAUUGAGAGAGAGAUGUAGAUAGAGAGAGAUGGUUGAAGUCAUGUCAGGUGGAACUGGACUAUGGGUUGUUGAGAGUGGGUGCUGAGGCCAAUAGAUGCCUUACGGUUGGACUUUGGAAGAGAGGAUUUAUUCAAACGUUUAAAAAUAUGGAAAGACAGUUUUUCUCAAAUGCUCUCUAUAACUUUCUUCCUUUUUGUGCUUGCUGUUUUACACAAUGAAAUGCAUUUUAAAUUUGAACUUUGUCAUGAUGUUUGGGUUUUUAAAGGCUUUGGAAGUGUGCCAGACUGUGUGCCAGAGAUAAAUAACUGCCAACAUUUAGCAUUUUCUGUUUUUGAUUUUUUUUUUUUUUUUGUAAGAAAAAAAAAACAAGUAACUAUUAUCAGUAUUUUACUGUUUAUGCAUAUGUUUUGCAUAUUAAAAGGAAAUACAAAAAUAUUUAGCUUCAUGGUGAACACAGAAUUGUUUUUUUUAUGAAAAAUUCCUGAAGUGUGGUUUUUAGUUGAAAGUGAAUGCUUUUACUGAAGAAAAAAAAUCAUCCACACAAGGUGCUGACAUUUGACUCUUGAGUUCCUGACUGCCAUACACAAUGUUGUUCAAUUGUCUUUCAAAAAAACCAAUGUGAGACCGUCAUGUAUCUGUGGCUAGAGGACAAGAAGUCGCCUGUUUGUUGACGAAAUCGAAACCUCUCUGUUUGUCGUUGUUUAAGUCCAUUGUAGUCAACAAGCCUUUGUAGGAAUCUAUGUAUCCGGCAAAGAAUAACACAAAGCUUAACAACUCUAGUUAGAAACAUAAUUUGAUGUCUUGUACAAUGAGAGAAAUAAUAAAUUAUUGUUUUAUAUUUGA
This is a messenger RNA of Sardina pilchardus (European sardine), 4552 nucleotides long. It is a transcript of the gene pdzrn3b, whose product is annotated as PDZ domain containing RING finger 3b. NCBI's taxonomy places the organism in Eukaryota, Metazoa, Chordata, Actinopteri, Clupeiformes, Clupeidae. The coding region runs from base 83 to 3529 and encodes 1148 amino acids. The transcript is spliced from 11 exons. Gene Ontology annotation, biological process: protein ubiquitination; neuromuscular junction development. The record is from RefSeq and is a predicted model, not a curated record. Gene Ontology annotation, molecular function: protein binding; ubiquitin protein ligase activity.